Molecule: messenger RNA, 1816 nt
Organism: Scatophagus argus
Lineage: Eukaryota; Metazoa; Chordata; Actinopteri; Scatophagidae
Exons: 4
Coding region: 432-1442 (336 amino acids)
Biological process (GO): regulation of transcription by RNA polymerase II; cell differentiation; anatomical structure morphogenesis
Molecular function (GO): RNA polymerase II cis-regulatory region sequence-specific DNA binding; DNA-binding transcription factor activity, RNA polymerase II-specific
Source: RefSeq, a predicted model, not a curated record
GGGGAUCACUGAUGCAAAUGACCUUUGUUAUUACUUGGAACAACAAAGGUUUGGCUUUAAAGGAAUGACGUGCAAACUGCUGCAAUGUGAUUAGAUUGCUCACUGGAAUGUCACUCAGCUGUCUAUUGUGUAUUAUCAGACCAGCCUGUGACAGCCUGGCUUAAAAACAAUGUUUGUUUUGUCUUGCAAGACGGAAACCUUAUAUUGUAUUUCAAUUUAAAGUUUCCACAGGGUCAUAAACUAAAGCAGGAACAACACACACCUGCAGGUAGUUGAUAAUCAGCUGAAGUUUUUCUGCUGCUUCAGUGAUUACUGCUCAGACUGAGGUGGACCUGCAUUUCACCAAAAAGCUUUGGUGUGAGUUCACUUUUGAUUAUUCAAAAGGUACAUGUCAAAGUAUAUUUGAUGACUGUUAUUACAAAUUAUUUUAAAUGGCAGGACUCAUAUUCACAGCGGACACCUUCAGGUCCACAUCUGACCUCGGUGAGCUUGUGAUCACGCUGCUCUGUGUGGGACUGGACUCCUCUGACUCUCCAAGGAACAAGAAGCAGAGCAGGAUGGAGGAGUUUGGAGCUUGGCUGCCUCUCUUCGUCCCAGGCAGCAGCUCUCAGCAGCGUCUGUUCAGGAAGAGCGCCACCUACCUGGCUAAGAUCGCUGUGGUCCUGCAAGACGCUCCAGACAAGAUGCUCACUUUCACGCAGCUGAUGGACAGACUGGCACCACUCAUUUGUGAAGACAGAAAAUCUGUUGAGAACAACAUCAGAGUCUGUUUAUCAACCAACAAAUGUUUUGUCAAGAUUCCAGUGGUUCCAGGCUCACUGGACAGUAAGAGAAACUACUGGAAACUGGACCCCACUCAGAUCACGGCAAAGAUGGUUCGUCGUCACUUCAAAGGAAUCCUGCAGCUCUUUCCUGAGUUGGCUUCCAAAGUGGAAAGUGAGAACACGAGCAGACCAUCAGAGCGCCGCUCAGCUCUCCGCUCUCCUGAACCUGCAGCCUGCAGAGCUGUUCAGAUCAGAUGUGAGGUGAAGUUCAGCAGUCCUUUCUCCAUUGAGUCCCUCCUGAAGAGAGACGGCCCCUCUGCUCAGGCUCCCAGAGCUUCUCCUCUGUCAGGUGUGCCGGUCAGAGCAGAGCAGCGGCCUCAGUCCACACACGGACCAGUUGGGACGAAGAGGUGCUUCAGCUGGGACUCUGAAGAGAGCCUCCUCCUUCGAUCUUCAGCUGAUAGUUCCCCCAUCUGCUCAGCAGGGGGCAGCACACACCACAGACUCGGUGCUAACGGAGCUGCUAAGCCCAUGAAGAGGAUGCAGGUGUACACGGAGGCCUCAUUCCCUGAAUACACAAGAGCCAGUGCUGCUUCUUAUUUCACCAGCCCACACAGCAGUUACAUCACUUACUCUGUACCCAUGUUUACCCACGAUGCUCUCCAUUUUCGUUUGUGAAUGUUUUUUUUUUCUACUUCCAAAUUGCACUUUUACAUGUUUUAUGUUUUUAAGUGGAGCACCCACUUCUUAGAUUUUCUUUAAAGUCAGACACGCACACUUUCAAACCACGCAAGGCCCAUGACUGGUCUUGUGUGUCUCAUUGUGUCUCGAUUGCUUAUUUUAUUUGUGGCUUUUACUCACUGUUAAGUGGACAUUGAUGUUUUCCAAGAAGUUCUACUUCAAGUGUACUACAAUAUUUUGUGCAUGCAAAACUUUUGUGUCUGAGGGGUCAACAUAAGAGGGCUCCAUCAUAUUUCAAAGUUUUGAUUGAAAUGCAAUAUAACACACUUCCUUAUGUCAACCUGGAAACGAUUAAAGCGGUUUCCUCUGCA